ACGCCUUCGUAAACACCUACUUAAACCCUUCAAUAAGAUUUUUAAACCCCUCAUAGCCUGAACAGUUACACAACCCGCUAUUCUAUUCUGCUUCUUCUACAACAUGAGCUUAACAAAACAAACUAAUCUCCUUCUUAAACCCCAAUAUCUCUUCCUCCUCCGUCGCCUCUCGACCGAACCCACUCCACCAGCACCAUCACAAUCACCAUCGCAACGGCCACCUCUACAGGACUCUGAAUCAUCAUCAUUAAUAAGCGAAGCAGUAAACCUCCUUCUCCAAACCCCACAUAAUGAAUGGACCUCCUCUUCUGAACUCAAUCACCUCCUCUUUUCUUCCUCUCCAACUCCUCGUCUUUUCUUAAAAAUCAGCCGUCACUUUCCCUCCUCUUCACAAGCCCUCACUUUCUUCAAUUAUAUCAAAUCCAACUCACUUUCACAACAAAACACCCAAAUACUCUCUUCCACCUUUCAAGCCAUUUUCGAGCUCGCCAGUCGUGAACCGGAUUCGUAUAACAAGCUCUGUGACCUUUAUAAGGAAUGCAAAGACCAAAAUGUUCCUCUUUCUAUUAAUGCCGCCACACUUCUCAUUCGCUGCUUUGGAAAGGCCAAUAUGGUUGAUCAGUCGCUACUGGUGUACAAUGAACUUGAGCCCAAUAUUAAAAACACUCAUAUACGCAAUGUGUUGAUUGAUGUAUUAAUAAGAGACGGGCGGUUUGAUGACGCGCUCAAUGUGCUCGACCAAAUGCUUCAGCGGGAAUCCGAAUUUCCGCCUAAUGAUGUUACUGGGGAUAUUGUUUUCUACGCGUUAAUGAAGAAGAACCGCAUCAGGAGGAAUGUGAGUGAUGAGGAAACAGUUAGUUUGGUGUAUAAAUUUGGUGAACAUGGAGUUUUUCCUAACGUGGUUUGGUUAACACAGAUAAUUUUCAGACUUUGUAGAAAUAAAAAAACAGGUGUAGCUUGGGAUGUUUUGCAUGAUUUGAUGAAAUUGGGCGCUCCUAUAGAAGUGGCUUCUUGCAAUGCGCUCUUGAGUGGUUUAGGAAAGGCUGGGGAUUUUAAGAGAAUGAAUCAGUUAUUGUUGGAGAUGAAGGAAACUGAUAUUCAGCCGGAUGUUGUGACCUUUGGAAUUUUAAUUAAUCGGUUAUGUAAAUCGUGGAGAGUUGAUGAAGCUUUAGAGGUGUUUGAGAAAAUGAGUGGAAGCAAAGAGAUAGAUUGGGUUCCUAUUGAACCUGAUGUAAUCAUUUAUAAUACUUUGAUUGAUGGAUUUUGUAAAGCAGGGAGGGUAGAAGAAGGAUUGGGUCUGAUGGAAAGGAUGAGAUCACAAAACAGUUGUAAGCCUAAUGUUGUUACCUACAAUUGCCUGAUUGAUGGGUUUUGUAAAGCAGGCAAUAUUGAGAGUGGGCAAGAGCUUUUUGAUCAGAUGAAGGAGGAAGGAAUUGUGCCUAAUGUGAUCACUCUAAAUACUUUGAUUGAUGGCAUGUGUAGACAUGGAAGAAUCAAUAGUGCAGUUCAACUUUUCAAGGAGAUGAUGAGGAAAGGCUUGCAUGGUAAUGCUGUUACUUACACGACCUUGAUCCAUGCUUUUUGUAAUGUUGGCAAUAUUCAAGAGGCAAUGGCAUGGUUCCAUGAUAUGUGUCAAGCUGGGUGCUCUGUGGAUGCAAUGGUUUACUAUACCUUGAUCUCUGGUUUGUGUCUGGCUGGAAGGGUGGAUGAUGCCAGUGUUGUAUUAUCUAAGUUAAAAGAAGCUGGUUUGUGCCCUGAUAUUGUGUGCUACAAUGUUCUGAUUGGUGCGUUUUGCAGGAAGAAAAUGUUGGAUAAAGCUUAUGAGAUGCUUACAGAAAUGGAGGCUGCUGGAAUUAGGCCUGAUUGUGUCACGUAUAACACUUUGAUUUCCUAUUUAUCUAAAGCCGGGAACUUUUUAGCUGCUCGUAGAGUGAUGAAAGAGAUGCUUAACGAUGGUUUUGUGCCUACUGUUGUUACAUAUGGAGCUAUAAUACAUGCAUAUUGCUUACACGGAAUGGUGGAUGAAGCCAUGAAGAUUUUCACAGACAUGAGUUCUGCAUCAAAGGUCGCACCAAACACUGUGAUAUACAACACUCUGAUAGACUCACUGUGCAAGAAUAAUCAAGUAGAACUUGCUCUUUCUCUAAUGGAUGAUAUGAAAGUUAAGGGGGUGAAGCCAAAUACUACGACGUUUAAUGCCAUGUUUAAAGGCCUUCGGGAGAAGAAUAUGUUGGAUAAAGCAUUGAAAUUGAUGGACAAAAUGACUGAGCAUGCUUGUCAUCCUGAUUAUGUAUCAAUGGAGAUUCUUACAGAAUGGUUUUCUGCUGUCGGUGAAACAGAAAAAUUAAGAAAAUUUGUGCAAGGAUGUGAGGUUUCUGCUGCCCCUGCAUAGAAUGGAUGUAGUUGAGAGGUUAUGAUUUCUGGAAAUUCACCUGCUGAGUUGGGCCAACCCAAGAGAUAUUUGAAAACAAUUUCAAGCUCCAAAUUUUCUGAGCCUAUAGUUUCGCCAUUCUGCGAAAUUUCAGUCCUUGCUGCAUAUACCCUCCUGCAGUAACUGAGGGACGAGCUAUUUAUUCUUGGGAUACAUGUCAUGUGGCCUGAGAUGUAUGCAAUUCAAUUUUUACUUUUGACAAUAAAGGAGAAAUGCUAGUAAUCUGAUGUUAAAUUUUCUGAUUUGCUCAUGUUUUGGUUGUGGAUUACAUGCCGAGGAUUGGUAUUAAUAAUAGUAAUUUGAUGUACAUGUUCAAAUUAGUCUAUUCCAACAAGAAUUGUUUCUGAAAUAAGUAGAGCAUACGGAGUUGCAUUUACAUGAA
Pistacia vera is the source of this 2813-nucleotide messenger RNA. RefSeq names its product pentatricopeptide repeat-containing protein At5g28460-like. Gene Ontology annotation, molecular function: protein binding. The transcript has a single exon. NCBI's taxonomy places the organism in Eukaryota, Viridiplantae, Streptophyta, Magnoliopsida, Sapindales, Anacardiaceae. Bases 104 to 2392 code for a protein of 762 amino acids. The record is from RefSeq and is a predicted model, not a curated record.